AGCUACAGAGGGCCUAGCAUUUAUAUCCGACAGAAAUUGCUAGCAAAAGCAUACAUAAAUUACUGAAAAUGGCGACCUUACAGGGGUUUAGAUUUGCUCGGAACUUGUUAGGACUGAACUGUAGAUGGUUAUCCACCUCGAUGAGAUACAGACAAGGAGACGGUGAAGCCCGGAGUAGCAGUGACUCAUCAUCUUCAUCAGAGAGUGAUCAGUCAGCUCAUGAAGAGGAACCCAGUGUAGAGGACAUCCAGAAGAUUGUACUCAACACUGCUCUAGAGUUUGUACCCAUCCAUGGCUGGACAGUCCAGUCCCUCUCUGAGGCUGCCAAGCAUGAAGGCUACCCUGGAGUAGCCCAUGGGAUGUUCCCUAGAGGUGGGGGUGAUCUCAUGCAUCAUUUUGUGAAGGAGUGUAACUCACAGUUAGCAGAGCAACUGGCUUUGGAAGCCAGUAAAGAAGUGGAGGAAGCAGAGAGGAAGAAGACAGGUGCUGUAAUCCGUGAUGCCUUACAGACUCGUCUAAGAAUGAUCAUCCCGUAUCAUGCACAGUGGCCUGAAGCUAUGUGUCUUACAGCUCGACCUGAGAAUAUAGCAGAACACUUCAGUAAUCUAGCAAACCUCAUGGAUACUAUCUGGUAUCAUGCCGGAGAUAAAUCAGCAGAUUUCAACUGGUACACCAAGCGACUAUCCCUAGCAGCGGUGUAUAAGAGUACAGAACUGUGCUUUAUUCAGGAUAAGUCACCAGAUUUUGAAGAAACCUGGACAUUUUUAGACAACAGGCUGACAGACUUUACUAGAUUCGCAAAGUUCAGAGGAGAGAUGGAGACUGCGAGUAGUGCAAUGAAUGAAUUCAUGUCAGCAGCAAUCACUUCUGCAAGGAAUAUUUCAGGCCUAAAUUCAAGAAACUGAAGGAAACAU
Strongylocentrotus purpuratus (purple sea urchin) is the source of this 914-nucleotide messenger RNA. RefSeq names its product ubiquinone biosynthesis protein COQ9, mitochondrial. Gene Ontology annotation, biological process: ubiquinone biosynthetic process. Bases 69 to 905 code for a protein of 278 amino acids. Gene Ontology annotation, molecular function: lipid binding. Gene Ontology annotation, cellular component: mitochondrial inner membrane. The record is from RefSeq and is a predicted model, not a curated record. The transcript is spliced from 6 exons. NCBI's taxonomy places the organism in Eukaryota, Metazoa, Echinodermata, Echinoidea, Camarodonta, Strongylocentrotidae.